Molecule: messenger RNA, 2573 nt
Organism: Onychostoma macrolepis
Lineage: Eukaryota; Metazoa; Chordata; Actinopteri; Cypriniformes; Cyprinidae
Exons: 10
Coding region: 731-2386 (551 amino acids)
Source: RefSeq, a predicted model, not a curated record
AUGCUACUUUUCAGCCGUAGCAAUGAUAGCGCACGAUGGUUGCACGCCCACGCAGCGCGCCCAGUGGAGUCGGCUUCAUUAACAAAUGACUCUUAUGAACCGGUUCUUUUUGAGUCAAAAACACAAAGCGCAGCCCAUUCACUAUAACGAAUUGUUUGUACAUUUGUUCGUGAAUCUGCUUCUCAGUUUAUUCAGAAGUCCUCUGAAAAAUCUAAUCCCGUCUAUAUAUAUCUGAGAUUCAUCCCGUAAUUGUUUGGUGAUCGAUUCUCCGACCGCUCGCGCCACUUUCAUCAUGGAUAUAGAGGCCUUUCUACCACAUCGGACAAAACAAUAACAUGAAAUCGAUAAGAAGAUGCUGAUCACAAAAACUAAUAGCCGAGUUAGUUUGGCCAUUUGACUGGGGGUGGAAGCCGGAGGACAGGCUGAUGGAGGAUCCAAUGAGUCUGCCAAAUGCCUUCCAGAACCGGGAAGUAAACUGUGGGCCCCGAUCAGAAACCAUAUCCUGUGGAAAACCAUGGAUCCUGAACACAUGCCUCAUCAAUAGAUCCGCAGUUUGGCUGGCUGUGGGGAGCUUGGACAAAGAGGAAGUGGGCGUCUCUCACAUUCAUCAGUUCAUGUUAAACAUGAUGUAACCAGGAAAGAAACACUAAAACUCAUCUGAACACACACCGAGAGCUUCAGAAGAACUAAAUCUAUAACAGCAAAGAAGAUUAUUGAAUAAGAGAGAAGAAUGAAGAUCAUCUGGACUUUCACUCUGCUGAUGAUUCCUGGUGUGUUGAGCUCCAUCAGUGUGACAGGAUAUUCAGGAGGAGGAGUCAGCAUCACAUGCAGAUAUGAUAGAAAAUAUACAGACAAUAAGAAGUAUUUUUGUAAUGGACAGUGGUCAGAGUGCAAAUACCAAAUCAGGACUAAUACUAAAAACAAAUGGUUUGAUUCUGGAAGAUUCUCUCUGUAUGACGACACAAGAGCAGCAGUUUUCAUGGUGACCUUCAGAGAUCUGAGUGAACGGGAUUCUGACAUUUACUACUGUGGAACUGGAAGAUAUGGAAAAGAUUUAUAUACUGAAGUGAAGCUUAAUGUUAUAACAGGUCAACAAAUCAGGACAGUGAUGGGAUAUUCAGGAGGAAACAUCAUUAUAAAAUUUAAAUAUGAGAUGCAACAAAAUAACCUUUUGAUAGAUGUAUGUAAUACUGAAGUACUUCAGUGUUUUACUCUAAUAAACACUAACAGAGCAGCAGAAUGGACACAUGGCAGUCGAUUUUCUGUUUAUGACGACAGAUCUGAAGGUUCCUUAAAUGUUUUCAUCAGAGACCUCAAUGUGAAAGAUUCUGGAGAAUAUAAGAUUAUAGUUACAGUUUCCGAAGACUACAGUUUCUUCUCUGAGUUUUACCUGGAUAUUAAGAAGGCUGAUUGUUGUGAGAAGAGCAUCAGUCUCUCAGCUGCUGCAGGAGCAUCUGUGAACAUCAGCUGCAAAUACCCACAAUCCCACAGUGCUGAUGUGAAGUUUGUCUGCAGGAGAUCUGGAUCUGAUCUCUGUGCUGAAGAGACGUCUGUGGAGGAGAGCAGAAGAUGGAGUGCUGAGGGACAGAUCCAGCUGUAUGAUGACAGAGAGCAGCAGCUCCUGACGGGAACCAUCAGUCAUGUGACUCGACAACAUUCAGCUGAAUACUGGUGUGGAGUUCAGUCUGAUCAAGGACACAAGAGCUUCAUCACACGAGUCCUCGUCAGCGUUACAGAUGUUCCAGAAACAACAUCAACAUCAUCACCAUCAUCUUCAUCAUCAUCAUCAUCAUCAUCUUCAUCAUCUGCUUCUUCUUUCUCAUCAGUCACAUCUCCACUGAUCACAAGAGUUUCCAAUACAUCUCCAUCUAGUUGGACACCAGCAGGUUUAUCUCUGAUCAUCUCUCUGGUUCUGGUUCUUCUGGCUCUGAUCAUCGUUUGUCUCCUAUUUCUGUUUCUCUGUAAGAAGCAUCAGUCUCGAGGAGGUAAAUCGUCAUCUCAGACUGGAGCAAAACACGGAGUGGUUUCUCACGCUGGUUGUGAUUAUGAUGAGAUUAAAGACACUCACAAACAAUUACCCACAAACCCCUCUGAUUCUUCUAACGAUGUUUAUGCCACUGCUCAGUUACCCACAAACCCCUCUGAUUCUUCUAACGCUGUUUAUGCCACUGCUCAAUUACCCACAAACCCCUCUGUUUCUCCUGACUGUGUUUACUCUACAGUUCAGAAAGCCUCUGGUGACUCUCAGAUCUUGAUCACAUCUGCUGAGGAUCUGAAUUACGCCGUGGUGAACUUCCAGAAGAAAGCAGACUGUCCUGACAGAGACAGAUUGAGGAAUAAUCAAGAUUACAGUGAAUACGCUGCUGUCAAUCAUCUCACUGCCUGACGAGCCACAGCAGAGAAUCUCAGUGAACUGAAGGCUUUGAUUGGCAUUUUUGUUAUUUUUGUGGUUCUCUUCUGCUGUAUAUUUAAGACAGUGUUGCAGGUCAGACUUUUGACUGUCGAAGUGAAGGAUGUUUAAAUGACAGUGCAGUGUUUUGUUCUGCAAAUGACUGAAAUAAAUCAUCAGAAAC